This is a messenger RNA of Dimorphilus gyrociliatus, 347 nucleotides long. Lineage: Eukaryota; Metazoa; Annelida; Polychaeta; Dinophilidae. The record is from the annotation of a GenBank genome assembly.
AGUUUCGUAUAGUAGAGCGUAACAAAGUCAAAAUGUCCUCUCCAGCUGGAAGAACAGUUACCCCGUUGAUUAGCAGAAUCAGAAACUUUAUGGCGGGGAGAAAAAUUAUGGAACAUCAACGUUUUGAGCAGACUAUAUCACCAAGAACCCAACCUCCUCCGAAUAUCCCCGGAGGCAUUGCUCAUCAUUUGUCACAUAAUAACUACUUUUUGAGAGAUGGAAGACGAAUAGCUAAUGCACCAACCAAUUCUUAUUCAUCUUCAAAAUUAAUAUCUGCUGUUUCGGAGGAACCAUCGACGGUAGCAUCCAGAACUCCUCGUCCUGGAGCAGUCUACAAUUGGGAUUGA